AGAGAGGACGGCAAAAAAAACACAGAAACAAGCGAGCAGAAGAGCUCGGGGAAUCGGAGGAGACAGCAUGCAGAUUAGAGCUGAGUUUAAGAGACAAACCAGGCUGUGGAGGCGACAGAGGCAGACAAACUGAGACAUAUAUAGAUUCUUAGCUCACAGACAGAAAAGAGGCUGAGAAGCUCACCUGCAGUCUGUUAGGUUAAAAAAAAUUGAGAGCCAAUAAUCCAGAGUACUGGCCAUGUCUGAGGGCCUCGGGCUUGGAGUUCAGUUUGACCACCACAUUUUGUGCUCCUUUUUUCUCUGAGCCAUCACAACAUUGCCCAAGUCCUAUACAGCCUGCAGUAGUAACACUCUCAAAAGACAGUUAAAUUACCACACAGGCUAGUUAUCAGCUGUGACACUAGUGACUGUGUGACAGUCGCCUGUUGCAGAGUAAAACAGACGGUGGCCUUUUAUCCAUGCACAUGGACUGUUGAUGAAGCAGGAUGGCAGUGCGACUGGCAGGCGCCACCCCUUCCUCUCGGCCACCCUCCCUCCCCCCAGUGGCUGUGACUCGGAAUGGUUAAGGUUUGUCUUCUGGCAUCCAUCGCAGCAUUGGCAGCAGCUGGCAAAGCGUGGGAAGGAGCAGUAUGCAGGAAACUGACUUACCAGCCACAAAUGCCUUUAAAGAGUGCAAGUUCCACUGCACCAAUGGGAAUUGCUUGCGUCUGGGCUCGCUGAUUUGCAACCAGCUGAAUAACUGUGGGGACAACAGCGAUGAGGAGAACUGCCCAGUGGUCACCCAGCACCCUCCACCAGGCAUCUUCAACUCUGAACUGGAGUUUGUUCAGAUCGUCAUCAUCAUCGUGGUGAUGACAGUGAUGGUGGUGGUUAUCAUCUGCCUGCUCAACCACUACAAGCUUUCCACCUGGUCCUUCAUAACAAGGCAGAGCCAGGCCCACAGGCACGACCAUACCCUGCAGCAGGAUGGGUGUCUUUGGCCUUCAGACAGCAGCUCUCGGCAAGGUGCCUCAGAGGAUCCGCUCUCUAUUGGACUCUGUGGUUACAGUGGGUGGAGCCCGAUGAAUGAACGUCCUCUAACAACAAAACAUCGGCCCAACCACACUGAUCCUGACCGACAAAAGGUAUUAUACACUCCCCAGGCCAGGGAUCGCUUCACUGCUCCCUCCUUCAUGCAGCGUGACCGCUUCAGUCGAUUCCAGCCCACGUACCCCUACUUGCAGCACCAGAUUGACCUGCCGCCCACCAUCUCGCUGUCAGAUGGCGAGGAGCCCCCACCGUAUCAGGGGCCCUGCACCUUGCAGCUCCGCGACCCCGAGCAGCAGAUGGAGCUCAACCGUGAGUCAGUGAGGGCGCCACCCAACCGGACGAUCUACGACAGUGACUUGAUCGACAUUGGGGGAGGCGGGAGCCUCGGAGGGGUGGGGGGAGGAGGGGCAGGAAUGGGAGGAGGUGGUCCAAAGCCCCCAAGCAGUAACUCGGGCAUCAGUGUGGCCAACUCCAGCAGCCACAGGCGCAUGGAGGGCCCCCCGCCAGCAUACAGCGAGGUGAUGGGCCACUAUCCGGGCUCAGCAUUUUUUCAACACCAGCACAGCAAUAACCAGAGGGUGGGGGGGCUGGGGAGCAGGACAAUCCAGCAGCAGAGUCAGUCAGAAAGCACAAUAGUACCUGCCAAAGCCAAGGAUGGCCAACCUGAGGACCUGGUGUGACGAAAUGGUUCGGGGGGCAGGUGGGGCGACCCACCCCAGACUGAAAGCUGUCUCUGUACUUCACCCCUGAUCACUUGUAAGCAGUGGUCUCUCUAUUGCGCUUUCUCUCUAUGUCCCUCUCAUGUCCUUUUUCCACACUCCAUGCACAAAUAUCAACUUUAGCUACAAAAGCAAGUAAAAGAGGAACCAAGAAUUGAUUUCAUAACAGUUUCUUUAAAAUAUCUGUCAUUGAAACAGCAAGCACUGCUGGGGUAGGAUGUAUGCACUAUGUGGAGAGUUUUUUUCCUCUACACAAGAAAGAAACAUACUGCGAGCACAGAUUGAAAUAACUUGCUUUUUUGUUGUUUUGGGUGACAGCUCUGUCCCCGUGAACUGAGGAUGAUUUUUUUUCUUUUUAUGUGUUUUUCGGACCGGGAUCUGUGCACAAAGCGAGAACCAAGAAUCAAGGACUUGCAGAGAACACAAAAAAACAGAGACUCACAAACCCAAAUCUUAGUGCCAAGGUUCACAAGGAAGCAAAGCAAGGGGGGUGACUCUUUCACAUUCAUUCACAACACAAAAAUGAAAAGUUAUCUAAAAGUUGCACUAUCUUUUUGUUGUAAAAGAGAAGAGGGAAUUUAUGCUAUGUGAUGAUGAUGUUUUACUUUUUUUUGUCCUUUUCAUGAAUGAACUUUGCCUCAAAAGUUGUUUAAACAGUCAAACAAACAAGUAUUAUAAGCUUAUGUCCUUCCUUUUUUGGAAAAACAAAAACAAAAAAGAAACAUUCAUACCCAGCCUACAACAUCUCUGUCCACUGACACCACAGGCACAGUGACACUUAGUAAGAGAAUAACCUGUGAGAAAGAAAACUGACUCGUGACCAGCCGCUGGGUGGACAAAACAUUUCUUACUUCCUCUAGUAGUUUGUUUCAAGAUUUGGAGAUGGGUUUCCCAAACCAGAGUAGUUUCCAAACACUAAGAAAGAUGAGAGGUGCUUGGCAAGAUCCAACUUGCUCCACACUAACAAAUCUGGUCAGAUACUUGGAUAUCAAUUUAACCUGUUAAGAAUAACACAAACAAAACAUAUCUAACUGUCCAUCCAGCAGCCUGGUCCCAGCAGAUUCUUCACUUUUCAACUCUGUCCUGACCUCUGAGCACCUGACACUUCCUCUUUUCUGCGUCCAUACCCCAGUCCCACCUUCUCCUCUCCUCUCACUGCUCAUUUUGACAUGCAUAGUUCAUUCUGCCAACAGCCACACUGAACACGAACCCUGCCACCAUGACAACAAACACACCAAACAAAAACAAAAAAAGAAGGCUUUUGCUCUAUGUCUUCACUUUCUAAAGCCACAAAAAAAACAGGAUGACACAAAGUGAAGAGUCCUGUCUGCAACCGACAGCACAGCGAUCAGGUUUUAAAAGAAAACUGUCUGUGGUCGAAGUCAAAGGGCUAUGUGAGGGUCCUUUUUGUAAAAAGAAAACCUUUUUGAAAAUUGAGCCUUUUUCUCUGCUCAUUGUUGCCUUCUCCUCUGCUCUUGCGCUUUCUCUGUUUCUCUGUCUUGUUUGCAUUCAACACCCAUGCCCCCCUCUGUCUGAUCCAUCCCAGCUUGUUAACAGUGUCUCUGGUAAACACUGCAUCAUCCCUCCUUUCA
Centropristis striata (black sea bass) is the source of this 3340-nucleotide messenger RNA. Its product is annotated as low-density lipoprotein receptor class A domain-containing protein 4-like. The record is from RefSeq and is a predicted model, not a curated record. Gene Ontology annotation, molecular function: R-SMAD binding. Gene Ontology annotation, biological process: negative regulation of transforming growth factor beta receptor signaling pathway. The transcript has 6 exons. Bases 630 to 1709 code for a protein of 359 amino acids. Gene Ontology annotation, cellular component: Golgi membrane; early endosome membrane. Lineage: Eukaryota; Metazoa; Chordata; Actinopteri; Perciformes; Serranidae.